Anthostomella pinea is the source of this 1146-nucleotide messenger RNA. The record is from the annotation of a GenBank genome assembly. Lineage: Eukaryota; Fungi; Ascomycota; Sordariomycetes; Xylariales; Xylariaceae.
AUGGCGACCAGAUCGUCCGCGCUCCAGCUCCUCUGGCGGCUGCUUUUGCUUGCGAUAGCCGUAAGGCCUGUGUGGUCAGAGUUAGAAUGGUCGAUCCAACAAGCGGAAAAUGUCCAUGGCGAUGAUCGAUACUAUUUGGAAUAUGUCUGGAAAAGACCUUCGUCUGUUGAAACGGUCAGGUUGCUAGAUGGUUCGGAUGAGGGAGCCUUGAUGUCGAAUGAAAAUGCUGGGCGAAUGCUGAGAUACGUCAACCGUUUCGACACCGUUGCUGCUUGUCAGCGAACAAUUCUGGAAAAUGAUAAUCUAUGGCGCUGUCCUUUGCCAUCAGACCUGUGGGACAGCUUCGCCACAGGCGACGACCUCAGCAAGAUAUAUAAUCGUCCUGACUUGACAAAAGACGAAGAGACGUUGGUCCAACUCAUGAGCGACAACUUCUUCAAGUGGUACCUCGAAGAUGACAAGGCCAAACUAGCCAAAUUCCAUUUGGUUAAGGCUGACCCCAUCACCGAGUUCCUGGCUCAGGCCUUUCGACAAGGUAAAGGCGCUGAUUUUACAAAAGCCGCUCGCAAGUUACUCCUCAAAAAUGACUACAAAGGCCAAGACAUAACGAAGGAUUUGAACCUAUGGCAGUCUCACUACACGAUGUCUGAUAAUUUCCUGGGGAUGUUGAAAGCUAUUCCCGGGAGUCAGGGCUUGAUGAACCGAAUGACCAAGCUAGACGGAUCGAGGCUCGAGAUGCUGGUCAACUUCAAACGCAACGACGCGUUGUCUGUUACCGAUAUAUAUCAAGGCCUGCAGGACACGAGCAAGAGCGGCCAGGCAGCAACAGCAGCGGCUGCGUCCUUGGGAAUCGGUGGUGUUGAUAGGGGGUUCGCUUCCCGGGGUUUCAUCUACGUUAUCUACUCCCAAUCCGGUCGAAUACUGUCAUUACUCAACAGUAAGGCCGAGUAUCGUGAAGUACUCUUCGUGGAAGGCAUAGCUGGAGAGUUCAAGGUUCUAGGUUAUCAGAAGCUACUAGGGUUCAAAGACAAGCAGAAGAUCUAUAAGGAGGGCCAUUACGCUGUUUUCUGGUUGAUGGAAGCCGGUGUAGGGAUCAAGGACAACAAGAAGCUACUUUCUGAUCUCAAAAAGGAGGUUAAGCUUUGA